Chinchilla lanigera (long-tailed chinchilla) is the source of this 6444-nucleotide messenger RNA. RefSeq names its product solute carrier family 23 (ascorbic acid transporter), member 2 (gene Slc23a2). Gene Ontology annotation, biological process: L-ascorbic acid metabolic process; transmembrane transport. Bases 323 to 2275 code for a protein of 650 amino acids. Gene Ontology annotation, molecular function: transmembrane transporter activity. NCBI's taxonomy places the organism in Eukaryota, Metazoa, Chordata, Mammalia, Rodentia, Chinchillidae. Gene Ontology annotation, cellular component: membrane. The record is from RefSeq and is a predicted model, not a curated record. The transcript has 16 exons.
AAUUUUAGAAGCGGCCGUAGCGACCUCAGGGCCUUUCUCUUCGGCUUGACCCCCUGAGGGGUCCGGAUCCCCGGCGGGCCGGAGAGGGAAAUUUACAUGUCGAGCGUGACUACUCGAAAGGGCGCAGCAUUUUCUCCUCCGCUUGGCCUGGGUGUCCCCCGGAUGGGUGCUAAGAAAUGGCGCUGACAGGUUUCAUCUCCAUCUGAGAGCUGGGUACUCUGGGCACUGGAAGCCGGGUCUCCUCCUAGGCUUCUGGCUUGAGUAAGCCUUCACUCCAUCCGCUCCAGGCCAGCAGCAGUGCAGGACGGCUCGACUUCUCUUAAUGAUGGGUAUCGGCAAGAACACCACUUCCAAAUCGAUGGAGGCCGGGAGCUCCACGGAAGGCAAAUACGAGGACGAAGGAAAGCACCCUGCCUUCUUCACUCUUCCGGUGGUGAUCAAUGGAGGGGCCACGUCCAGCGGGGAGCAGGACAACGAAGACACAGAGCUCAUGGCCAUCUACACUACGGAAAAUGGCAUUGCGGAGAAGAGCUCUCUCGCAGAGACCCUGGACAGCACUGGCAGUCUGGACCCCCAGCGGUCAGACAUGAUCUACACCAUAGAAGAUGUUCCUCCCUGGUACCUGUGCAUAUUUCUGGGGCUGCAGCACUAUCUGACCUGCUUCAGCGGCACCAUCGCAGUGCCCUUUCUGCUGGCGGACGCCAUGUGUGUGGGGUAUGACCAGUGGGCCACCAGCCAGCUCAUCGGGACCAUCUUCUUCUGCGUGGGAAUCACCACUUUGCUGCAGACCACGUUUGGAUGCAGGUUACCCCUGUUUCAGGCCAGUGCUUUUGCAUUUUUGGCCCCUGCUCGAGCCAUCCUGUCUUUAGAUAAAUGGAAAUGUAACACCACAGAUGUUUCAGUUGCCAAUGGGACAGCAGAGCUCUUGCACACAGAACACAUCUGGUACCCGCGGAUCCGAGAGAUCCAGGGUGCCAUCAUCAUGUCCUCAUUGAUAGAAGUGGUCAUCGGGCUCCUUGGCCUGCCUGGGGCUCUGCUGCGAUACAUAGGGCCUCUGACCAUCACGCCCACCGUGGCCCUCAUUGGCCUUUCUGGUUUCCAGGCAGCUGGAGAGAGGGCAGGGAAGCACUGGGGCAUCGCCAUGCUGACAAUUUUCCUAGUAUUACUGUUUUCUCAAUAUGCCAGAAAUGUUAAAUUUCCUCUCCCGAUUUACAAAUCCAAGAAAGGAUGGACUGCGUAUAAGUUACAGCUUUUCAAAAUGUUCCCUAUAAUUCUGGCCAUCCUCGUGUCCUGGCUGCUCUGCUUCAUCUUCACGGUGACUGAUGUCUUCCCUCCUGACAGCACCAAGUAUGGUUUCUACGCUCGCACGGAUGCCAGGCAGGGCGUGCUGCUGGUUGCCCCUUGGUUUAAGGUUCCGUACCCAUUUCAGUGGGGGCUGCCCACCGUCUCUGCAGCAGGCGUCAUCGGCAUGCUCAGCGCGGUCGUGGCCAGCAUCAUUGAAUCCAUCGGUGACUACUAUGCCUGCGCCAGGCUCUCCUGUGCCCCGCCACCUCCCAUUCAUGCAAUAAACAGGGGGAUUUUCGUGGAGGGUCUCUCCUGUGUUCUCGAUGGCAUAUUUGGUACUGGGAACGGCUCUACUUCAUCCAGUCCCAACAUUGGCGUUUUGGGAAUUACAAAGGUGGGCAGCCGCCGGGUGAUCCAGUACGGCGCGGCGCUCAUGCUUGGCCUGGGCAUGAUCGGCAAGUUCAGCGCCCUCUUUGCGUCCCUGCCGGACCCGGUGCUUGGAGCCCUCUUCUGCACGCUCUUCGGAAUGAUCACCGCCGUUGGCCUGUCCAACCUGCAGUUCAUUGACUUGAAUUCCUCCCGGAACCUUUUUGUGCUUGGAUUUUCUAUCUUCUUCGGGCUCGUCCUUCCAAGUUACCUCAGACAGAACCCUCUGGUCACAGGCAUAACAGGAAUCGAUCAAGUCUUAAACGUUCUUCUCACAACUGCUAUGUUUGUAGGAGGCUGUGUGGCUUUUAUUUUGGACAACACCAUCCCAGGUACCCCAGAAGAAAGAGGAAUCAGGAAAUGGAAGAAGGGCGUGAGCAAAGGGAACAAGUCACUCGAUGGCAUGGAAUCCUACAACUUGCCAUUCGGCAUGAACAUUAUUAAAAAAUACAGAUGCUUCAGCUACCUGCCUAUCAGCCCAACCUUUGCAGGCUACACAUGGAAGGGCUUCGGAAAGAGUGAAAACAGCCGGAGUUCAGACGAAGACUCGCAGGCCACAGUAUAGCCUUAGCUGUGCCCUGUGGCCUGGCCGCAGUGAGCCAUGUACCUGUCGUUCCUUGCCGAGUAACAAGAAGUCAAAUAUAUGUUUGUAUAUCUGCAUCUACAUCCUGCACCCCAGAGCGAAGACCGGUUGUUGCACAUUGCUUUUCUGUUGUGGGUGGUAAUUGUGUCUAAUACGGUGUCUCACCUGCCUCCUUAUUUAAGCCCUUGACCUCUUGCCCUUUGACAGUGUCCAUUGCUGGCCAUGGUCACUGAACUUGAAAUUCCAGCCCUCCCGUGGGAGGGGGUAUCCGGAAUCAUCCGCAGUUCCCUUUUGUUCAGUCCCUUCCCGCCGCCCAGUGCUAGCUCUCCUACACGCUGCCUCCAGGGUCCAGGGGCUUUCUGUCUCAGAAGCACCCGGGCCCACUUGCUCUUUGCUUGACCUCAGCCUGCACCUGGGCCAGGGCCACCAUACCAUCACAUUGUCACAACUGCCUAUCAAGUGAUUCUGUUGUCCCUGGUCCUCUCUGGGAGGCUGUUGACCAGCCCGAGAACAGUGGCCUGCAGCCCUGGGCCCCGAUAGGGCACCUGAAGGUCUCUACAGGUGUGAAGUGGAACCCUGUUUAGGGAUUGAAAGGGAAGGGCAAGGACCCCAAAGACAGUAGGGUUUUUGACUGUUCUUUCCCCAGCCGCCCUGGCCCCCGCCAAACCAGUGCAUUUCGCACUGACCCCUUUAAUGGCGAGACACCUUAUUGGGCAUUUGUCACUCCUGGCCAGUGUGGUGGGUACAGAGCGCCACUCAAGGCACUGGCCAGGUGAGCUCCUGAGUCCUAGCUCUGCUGUCAUGUGGAUGUGACUGUUGCGCGCGUCUAUAUUACAAGAUUUUAUUCCUAUUUAAUGUUAUUGACUAUAGCAGAUUUUCCAAGUCAGUGUUUUUCCAUGUGACCUUCUUCCCUUGCGUCCCUACUACUUCUCAUCCUCCCCCAACCUCCACCCCCAUGAUGAAAAGUACCAGCGUUUGUAAAGCUGUGGAUACCAUCAGGGAAGCUUGCUGUAACAGCUGUCGAAGGCCAGUAACCAUUGUUGUGGUUGUGUUUUGUAUUGCCUGAUACCAUGAAAGUGUAAAUACUGUAACCCUUAUCUAUUUAUCAAAACUGACUACUGGACCAGAGCCCAGAAAGCCUGGGUCAGGUGACGCAUGAGUUUGCUAUGUGAAGAAGGGAAGCUGGGGUAGGUCACCAUACAGCCCUGGAUCGCACGGUCCUCCCUCCUGACCACGUCAUUUCGCCCGCUUUUCUGCUGCUGGGCAUUUCCAGCGCCCUGGCUUAGGGAGACUUGCUGGGCAUUGUCACGUUGCGUGUCCUCUGCACCUUGGUUUGACAAGGGAAGUUGAGUCCCUUAGCCCUGCGCUGCCUCGUUUGAGUGAGUUUUUACAGAAGAUGAGGAGAAAGCAGCUAGCAGCCUCCCUCUAUGAGGAGCUCUAAUUUAUGACACUAAGUUAUUUUUGACAAAGUGGCUUCUAUUGAAUUUGAAAUUUUUCAGCCAGUGGAAAAGCCUGAGACAUGAAGCAGUGACCGUUGACCUGCCUGAGCUUGGGACAGCCCUGGGCGCCCUGUUCUUAGCAGGGCUGGUUCUUGCAGCCUCAUGUCCGCGCAGUGCAUCUCUGCACCCCAUGCCUGUGCUGCCUCGGCUUUGUCACAUUGCCAGGUCUGUGGCUGUGCCAUUGCGGCUUCCUUGACUCCUAGGAGUUUUGGGCUUCAAGAGCACUUCAGAGCCACUGCAUUAUUUUGCCAAAAUCUUACCACAGACCACGUAAAGAUGUUAGAUUCCAAAUUGCAUUUAAUUUUUUUCUUUCCGAGAUGUGUACAGUGGGUAGUGACCUUAGGAGCACACUGGUCCCUGGUGCCCAGCCUGUUACUGACCGCUGUCCUGCCCUGCGCUGCUCUCUGUUCCUUCACUUUAUAGUUUGCGUAGCAUCUCCAAUCACUCUGUUUGAAAAAUGGAGAAAACUGUUAAAUGUCCCAGAGAUUUGAAGAAUUCUAGCUCUCAGGUGAGCAAGCAUACAAAUAAAAGCAUCAGGCCCAAGUUCCCUAGCUGAACUUGACAGGCCACCUUCCCUCCCAGCAAGGCCCCCAGAGUGCAGCCUCGGGUAUCUGCAAGCCCUCUCCCAGGAGCCCCUCUCCCUGGGGGCCUCUCUCCCUGGGGGCCCUUCUGCAGACCAAUUUUAGCAUGAGGCCUCAACUCCAGUAGACAAGGGAUUUCCAGCAAGUGUUCCUCCAGGAGAGCCCUGCACCCACACGCCGGUGGAGACAGAUUUCCCCGCUUCUUGUUCCACUAGGGCAAACUUUUGAUAUUCUGUCUGGAGAGGGGGAAGGAGCAGCCUGACAAGAUGCUCCCAGUGAGUCUGGUAGUUUUUGCAUAGCUUUGAGUUACUGGAGUCCCCUAGUCACUAGCAAAUCACACACAAGCCAUUUUAGGAAGUAGUCCUGCCAGCACAUGUGCUGCGGAAUGGAAGUCUGUAACUGGGAGCAAAAGAAUGUGUGUUUCUGUGUUGGAGUUGCAGCACACACCCAAACAGAGAGGUUUGGUGGGCAGGUGGCCCACACUUUUCAGGCCUGGUGCUGGCCUGUGAGCUGUUUUCCCAGUAGGAUACCAUAACAUUCUGGACAGGGCAUUCUGCGUCUGACUUAGUGCCCACCACCUUCACCUGCCUGGUCCUGGGAGGAAAGCGUUCGUGUUGGCCCCGGAGAGUAGAAAGCCUGCAGGAGAGGCUGCCAGCCUCGCACCAGGGGACCCACUGCAGGCUCAGAGAAUAAUGGGAUACAUUUGUUUUCGAAAUCUGUCAGGGUUUCUAGUGUGAGCUGAUCCAGGCAAGAGGAGUGGCUUUCCCGGGCCAGCUAGAACAAAGCAUCCUGGGCCCUAACAGUUUCCCAUUUUCAUGCUAACAAAUUCACACAGGAUUUGCUUUAUACUGUAACAUACUGACUUUCAUGAUGACAACUUGAUUUAUGCAUGAAUAUUGCAGUAUUUUCCAUAUAGUAAAAUAACAUUUCUGCCCAGGAUAAGUCACAGUUUUCCAGGGAGGGAAUGGUAUAAUUUUCAUGACAAUGUCAUGUGCUGAUAGAAUUUCUCCAUUGAUGAAUCUCUAGUAUGUGUGUAUACUUUAUUUACCCAUACACAUAUUCUGUGACUAUAAGCUAAGCUGUUACGUCUUUCAUUCCUGUCCCUGCUGAAAUGUUGAUUCUAGCAACUUGGAUACAAAGCUGAUAGUCUAAUCUUCAGUGAUAUCUGUGCCACAGGAGUGGCCCAACCCGGCCACAUAGAAGGGAAGGAGCUGGUGAGAGGAGAGGCGAGUCCUAAGGUGGAUCUGCUUGGGCCGUGGGCCCAACUGCUGCCAGAUGCCAGCCUGGCCCAUCACACACCGGGUUAGCAUGCAGCUCCCGCACCUGAGCAUUCAUGGAGCCCCAGUCCCAGGAGAACUGGCCGUGGCUGGGGGUUCAUGUGCUGUGCAUUGAUCUCUGUCCCUCAUGAUUCGGAUGCAGAGAAUAGGACAUCUCCCACCCUUCGCUCCUCCUGCAGCCAGGACCUGAAGGCUACGAAAAGGCCGCCCGCCACCUGCAUUUGCCAGCGAUCAGAUCAGCUUCCGCCUCAAGUCCCGAAAGCUCCUUGGUGCUGGGGAUCCCUUCUCAGCAGCCUCAUGAACAUUCCCGUCCCACAGGUUUUUGACUGUGCCUCCCCAUCGCUCCGACAUCCAGCGUCCGUAGAGUUGCUGUGUGUCCCUGGCACUGUCCCCACAAACGCCCUUUCUGUUGGUUCCUGACAACCUUUGUCUGACACAUUAAUAAAUAUCUGACUGUUCUUAAAACAGUGGAGAUGCCUCUAUUUUCCUUGCGUUUUGUGACUGACUUUGCCUAUAUACCUUUCUGGGGUUUUGUUUGUUUUUUAUUUUUAUUUUUAUUUUGCAUACCGAAGGUAUUUGGGGUGGGGUUGUUUUUUGAGAUGUGUAAUUCUUUUAUGGAGUUUUUAAAAAAGAAUUUUCAUAUUGUUUUUCUAACAUGGCUUCAUUAAGCGUUUAAGUAUUUUAAGAAUAUGUAAUAUUUGGACCAGAUGUUGUGAAUAAUAGUAGAGAUAAAGCUAUUUUAUUCUGUAUUUUUAAAACUGUUCCAUACAAAUAAAAGCUCUCCUGGACGCCGU